AUGGCACCCGUUGCCGUCUUCCCCCAAGCCUCCCCCGUCUUUAACAAGCGGGAUGGCCAGGCACUCGAGGACCUAUCCGAUGCCAUCGACGAGGUCAACGUCCUGAAGGACAUGAAGAAACGAGAAGCCGAGAAGGCCGCCGCCGACAAGGGUCUAUACGAAGAGUCCGAGUUUGACAAGGAGAAGGACAAGACCAACUUCCGCCAAUACGAAGACGCCUGCGAUCGUGUCAAGAACUUCUACAAAGAACAGCACACCAAGCAAACGGUAGCCUACAACCUGAAGGCCCGCCACGACUUCCACAGCAAGACCCGCGCCGAGAUGACCGUCUGGGAAGCCAUGGAGAAGCUCAACACGCUGAUCGACGAGUCCGACCCCGACACCAGCCUCUCGCAGAUCGAACACCUGCUCCAGUCUGCGGAAGCCAUCCGCCGCGACGGCAAGCCGCGCUGGAUGCAACUGACAGGCCUGAUCCACGAUCUGGGCAAGCUGCUCUUCUUCUUCGAUGCCGAGGGCCAGUGGGAUGUUGUCGGCGACACGUUCCCCGUGGGCUGUGGCUUCGACGAGAAGAUCAUCUACGGCCGGGAGUCGUUCGUCGACAACGAGGAUUACCAGCACAAGAUCUACGAUACCAAGUUCGGCAUUUACAGCCCCGGCUGUGGUCUCGAUAAAGUCAUGCUUUCUUGGGGCCAUGACGAGUACCUCUACCACAUCGCUAAGGAGCAGUCGACUCUCCCUGACGAGGCGCUCGCCAUGAUUCGCUAUCACUCUUUCUACCCCUGGCACAACCAGGGCGCCUACCACGAGCUGAUGAACGAGCAUGACCGUGAUAUGCUGCGCGCUGUCAAGGCUUUCAACCCUUACGACUUGUACAGCAAGAGUGAUGGUAUUCCCAGCAUCACUGAGCUCAAGCCUUACUAUAUGGAGCUCAUCGACGAGUACUUCCCCACCAAGGUCCUUAGGUGGUAG
This is a messenger RNA of Penicillium soppii, 969 nucleotides long. RefSeq names its product inositol oxygenase. Bases 1 to 969 code for a protein of 322 amino acids. The record is from RefSeq and is a predicted model, not a curated record. Gene Ontology annotation, molecular function: inositol oxygenase activity; iron ion binding. Gene Ontology annotation, cellular component: cytoplasm. Lineage: Eukaryota; Fungi; Ascomycota; Eurotiomycetes; Eurotiales; Aspergillaceae. The transcript is spliced from 2 exons. Gene Ontology annotation, biological process: inositol catabolic process.